Messenger RNA from Pneumocystis murina B123, 1519 nucleotides. RefSeq lists its product as hypothetical. The record is from RefSeq and is a predicted model, not a curated record. Gene Ontology annotation, biological process: proteasome assembly. Gene Ontology annotation, cellular component: cytosol. Bases 44 to 1519 code for a protein of 491 amino acids. Lineage: Eukaryota; Fungi; Ascomycota; Pneumocystomycetes; Pneumocystales; Pneumocystaceae. The transcript is spliced from 3 exons.
UUUUUAAAAAAUAUAUAAUUGCUAGCUGAAUUUAAUUAAGACAAUGAAUCAUUUACAUUUUGAAGCAAAAAGAUUAAAAGAUCUUCUUUAUGAUAUAGAAAUUAAUUCUGAAAGUUUUAAGUUACUUCCUUUAGCUUUUGAAGAAUUUGCUCUUUCUAUUUCGGAUUCUACAAGAAAUUCUUGUCUUUCUUUUCUCCCUGAGCUUAUUCGGGCUUUGUACUUGCCAAUAGAUCCUUUACCUAAUAUAAGAGUUAUAGAAAAGUUAAUAUCUACAUUGUCUUGGAAAGAUAUAUGCGAAUUAGAUCUUGUUCCACAUAUUCUUACAGGGAUUAUGUGCGGAAAUGAAGAUAUAGAGCUGUUUUGUUUGAAAAUGCUUUCCAAAUCAACUAAAGCAAUUACUCCUAAUGAUAUUAAUGAAAAUAUAAUUAGUUGUAUAAUUUCUUGUAUAUCCUCGAAGCAUUGUUCAUCUGCGAAUAAGGCUAUAGAAAUAAUAUGUGAUCUUAAUCUUUCUAGUGAUAUGUUUAGAGAGAGGCUUUUAUCAUCUUUUUUAGCGUUAUCGACUCAGUUUUUUUCAUCAGAUGACUCAUUUUCUUCUAGUUCCAUGAUUAUAUCUCGAUUUUUAACUCUAAUAUUAAAACUUUCUAGUCAAUCGUUCGAAAUGUUUAAAUUUCUUGCUUCCAGUAGCUUAAUAGAUAAUGUGAUGAACUUAUGUAAUUCAAAUGAUCUUCUUAUGAAACUUUGUAAAUUCGAUUUUUUAUCGUCCUUGUUAACUCUUAAUUAUACCCUCGAAUGGCUUGAAAAUCAUGGAUAUUUUAAAGAAGCUAUUUCUCCAUUUCUUAUGUCUCAAUCUUCAAAUAUUGAUGUUGAUACUGAACUUUUAAUAAUUCAAUCUUGUAAAUUUAUUGAAUCGAUGAAGUAUAUUUCUUUUAAAGAUUUUAAAAGAAUUGAUUCUUCUAAUAAUUUGGUAUCCAGAUUGGUUGAAAAUUUGUCUUUUAGAUCAUUAUCUUCAUCUCUUUAUAAAGCAAAUCUUUUUACAAUUGCUGGAAUGUUUUGUUUUUCUGAUGAUUUUUCUGAAUAUAUUUAUUUUAAAUUGAAUGAUAUGUCUAAUCUUACUAAAACAGAUAAUGGCUUAAGUGCUCUACAGUUAAUAUUUUCAAGUCCUUCAGAUAAAUAUACUCAACUUUUUUUUCAACAAAAGUUAUCUUCGAAAGCUAUGUUUGAUAUUAUGAUGUCUGCAAAAUCUCCUUUUGAAUCUACACGUCAUUCUGCUUUGUUAAUUUUGAAAGAGAUUGUAAAACAUCCAUGGGGUAUUUUAAAAUGUGUCGAAUUAACUCCAUUGAUGGAAUUUAUAUUGUCUAGAACUACUGAGGAAUAUUUCGAUAGAAUGGUUAAAUACGAUAUAGUCAAAAUAAUGGAAAAAACUGGAAGACAUUUAUUAGGACCAUGGGAAGAAGAGGUUUUGCGAUAUGUUAUGAAAGGUGUAUUCGGUACUUCGUAUCAGCCUGGAGUUUUAUUAUAA